Molecule: messenger RNA, 1797 nt
Organism: Paramacrobiotus metropolitanus
Lineage: Eukaryota; Metazoa; Tardigrada; Eutardigrada; Parachela; Macrobiotidae
Product: TBC1 domain family member 20-like
Exons: 7
Coding region: 442-1587 (381 amino acids)
Biological process (GO): endoplasmic reticulum to Golgi vesicle-mediated transport; positive regulation of GTPase activity
Cellular component (GO): endoplasmic reticulum membrane
Molecular function (GO): GTPase activator activity
Source: RefSeq, a predicted model, not a curated record
AAACCACAAAUACAGGCACAAAAGCGGUAACGCGGUUACAGUUGGUUUAUUUUUAUUACUGUACUUGUUAUUUGUGUCAGUUUGUGAAUUGUAAUAUUCCAAAAUAGUUUAAUCUGACCAGAAAAGAGUCAUGCGCUUACGUUUUCCUCUUUCCUUGUUUUACUCUAGUUAAUUUCUGUCGGUUUACCGUUUACUGUUUCCGCUUCCAGUGAUGUAAACUAUUUGACUGACUGUUGGUUGUGCAUCUGCUCAUUCCUGUUGAUAUCGCACGAUUUACACCCAAGGUUUUUCCCUGACAGCAAAGUGAUCGCGGAGUAAAUUUCGGAUUGCUUUCCUACAUCGGUAAACAUUCCGCAUCUUCCGCGACUCCAGGUCGCUGGCAUAUUCCGUCGAUUAUCCGUUAAAAAAUUGCUGCGAAGAGCCUGUCGACGAAGGGGCAUUAUGCGGGUCGAUGUAGCAACUUCCAGAACCACGAUGUCUGAAGAAGACGAUAUCCCCGGGAAGGUUCGCGAAAUCCAUGCAUUGCUGGCCAGUGCCAGCUCUGCGAACACAGAGCGACUGCGCCAGAUGGCCGUUCUACCUGGCGGACUUUUGACGAAUAAAAUUCGUCAGCAAGCGUGGCCUAGAAUUCUCGAUAUAAAUCCCUUUGCAAAACAUGACGAACCAACUGAAGAGGACAUGAAGGAGCACCGAGAUGCGCGUGUGGUGGACUUGGAUGUCGAGAGAUUGCUCAAAAGAUAUCCGCCUGAUUUGGAUUCGGAAGUCCGCGAUGAAAUGCAGGAUGUGUUGAAGCGCGUAAUUAUGAGGACACUACACGGCACAGAUUAUCAUUACUACCAAGGAUUCCAUGAUAUCGCCAUCACCGUGCAUUUGGUGCUUCGCGAUGAAAACCUGACGGUGGCCGUUCUUCGAAAACUUUGCCAGACUCAUUUCCGCGUUUUCAUGACGCCAACGUUAUUAGAUACGGUUACUAUGCUGCAGUUCAUUUAUCCACUGAUCCGCAGAUGUAACCCCCAUCUCCAUGAUUUUUUAAUACGGUCAGACAUUGGCACAAUGUUUGCUUUGCCAUGGCUUAUCACUUGGUACAGUCACAACAUACAAGAAAAUGUUCCCCUAACACUGGUUGUUCGCCUGUGCGAUCUGUUUAUUGCCUCCGAUCCCCACAUGCCGAUCUACCUGGGCGCUGCUAUAGUGAACAGCCUGUCGCAUCGGAUCCUGUCGUUGCCUGAGGAUCAGGCCGAAGUUCACGGAUUUCUCAAUUAUCUCCCCACCACUCUUUCAUGGGAAACGUUAAUCAAAGACGCCCUGGAUCUUUACCUUCAAUUCCCUCCUGCCACGAUUGCCCCGGAGGCUGAACGUGUACCACAGCUUCAGGAAGAGGCUCGCGAAAACAAAUUUACCAGACCAACGAAAAAGCCACCGGCGAUCGCACCCCAACAUGACCGUUCGUGGAUGAAAUUUGGUAUGGCAGCCGGCAUUGGUGUUGUUAUUGUGGCGAUACUCAUUGCCCGAUACUAUUCGCGCUCUUCCAUUUCCGACCCGGCUUCCGAUGGCCAGAAGUUGGCCAGUCCUCCCAAUGAUUUGUGAUGGUGAUUUUUGUACAGGAAUGAACAAGAGAGAUUUCCUGUUUUUCGUUUAACCUCGCGUAUGAAGUUUUAUUAACCAGUUUUGUCAGAUCAUUUAUGAGAUUUGUUUGGCAUAGUUGACAAUUUUCGUACCUGAACGUGGUUAUGAUGUAUGUGUUUGACGAUUCUGUGUUUACACGAAAACUGCAAAGAAGGAAGAGAUUUCGCAGAA